AUGAUAAGUAUACCAUCAUCUCCGGACAAAGACAAGAAAAAAGUCUCAUUUGUGCGCUACAAUCCAGAUAUACCUCAGAUCGUUACUUCUUUCAAAGGAUAUCAAAAAUUAAUGUUUCAAGGAUAUAGGUAUAAUAUUUAUCAGUCCCAACUCUUCAUGGCAGCAUUGGAAAAUCCUGAUCUCGAUGCUGGAGACCUUGUUAAUCAAGCAUGCGAUUACCUCAGCCAUGGAGUCGAAUUCGAAAACAAAGAGAGUUUGCGCAAAAGCAUCCAACUGGCACGCUCAAGAGUGGGGAAACCUCGCAAGCCCAGAGCUCGGCCCGUGAACCCACAAAAGAGGAAGCUGAUGAUGUUUGAUGGAUUAGACGACAUAUUGAAGACGGAGGAGGAUGACGACUACCCGAUGCAGGUCAUGAACGACAACAUUAUGGCAAGUUUGAUGAAAGUGCCCAAGACGGACAGAUCCGAUACUCCAUGUGAUGCCGGCCUGCCUCUAUUCAACAAUGGUCUUUCAAUGGUGAAACCCGAAUCUCCGUUUCGUCAGACGGCAGCUGUACCUCCUCAGCCAAAACCCGUGAACGAAGUGCCAAAUUCUCUGCUUCAGGCUAAUCUACUUAAUGGAAUCACAGCCCCGUGGUUAAGCGUUGUCGACCCAGAUACGAUGUCAUUGUUUUGGGCGAACAUCCUAAGUCCUGGUAGCAUGGAUGUGCUCUCCACAUUUGCAGCAUUAUCUAAACCAAUUAUGGCUCCUCAACCAAAACGAGAGGGGUUGCAAUCUGGAGCAAUAAACUUCCGUUAA
Molecule: messenger RNA, 798 nt
Organism: Strongylus vulgaris
Lineage: Eukaryota; Metazoa; Nematoda; Chromadorea; Rhabditida; Strongylidae
Source: the annotation of a GenBank genome assembly